Messenger RNA from Strongylus vulgaris, 288 nucleotides. The record is from the annotation of a GenBank genome assembly. NCBI's taxonomy places the organism in Eukaryota, Metazoa, Nematoda, Chromadorea, Rhabditida, Strongylidae.
AUGGAUGCCCUUGUUGCAAAGGGUAUGGGGACUGCACAUUGUGGCGUAGGAUGGGUAUUUCGCUUGCAGAGAAGGCAAAAGCGAGGAGGUGGAGGGACUGGACGAGAUUUUGUUUUAAGGGUCUGCGUUGGGAUAGGGGGAGUAGUUGAGGAGUGCUGGUUGACUAAGGUUGGUAACGGAUACACGUCAAAGAAUGGGUUAAAAUGCAUGAGACGUGAUGGUCUCGGAGAGGGAGGCGAUGGGGUACGUGGAGGUCUGGGCCAGCAAGUUCUUGUGCUAGGAGAUUGA